Podarcis raffonei (Aeolian wall lizard) is the source of this 729-nucleotide messenger RNA. RefSeq names its product otoraplin (gene OTOR). The transcript has 4 exons. Gene Ontology annotation, biological process: cartilage condensation. Gene Ontology annotation, molecular function: protein binding. Lineage: Eukaryota; Metazoa; Chordata; Lepidosauria; Squamata; Lacertidae. The coding region runs from base 164 to 565 and encodes 133 amino acids. The record is from RefSeq and is a predicted model, not a curated record.
GAAUGUUGCCCUCACAACUUCCUAUUGGUCAGAGAGCUUCUCAUCCCCACCCUCCAAAAUUGCAUCUUAAUGGUUUUUUUUAUACAUAUAUAAUAGAGAGCUGUUCCUUAACCUGUUCCUUUUAUGUAAGGGAGUGAGAGCGAGGUGCCUGGGAGAGAAGAAAAUGCCUCACACUGUUAGCAUGCUGCUGUUUCUGCUGUUUCUUGGAUUCACUUUCCCGAUGGUCGCGAAGGGAAUUUUUAUGGACAAGCUGGCAAGCAAGAAGCUGUGUGCCGAUCAGGAGUGCUUAUAUGCCAUCUCCCUGGCAAGGGCGGAAGACGAUUACAACGCGCCAGACUGCCGAUUUAUUAACGUCAGAAAAGGGCAACUGAUCUAUGUUUACUCAAAGCUAGUGCCAGAAAGAGGAGCUGGAGAAUUCUGGGCUGGGAGUGUUUAUGCAGAGCAGUACGAGGACCAGAUGGGCACUGUUGGAUAUUUCCCCAGGAAUUUAGUCACAGAGCAGCACAUCUAUCAGGAAGCAAACGAGACAGUUUCCACGAAGGCCAUCGAUUUCUUCUGUGAAUAGAAGUCUGUAAAGUGGUCAACCAGGACAGUUAAAGAAAGGAAGUACAGAAGCGCUGAGCAAAAGAAGAUCUUCCGCCUUUCCUGUUGUAGAUUUUAGGGAAAAACAGAAAGUCUCUUUUUCCUAAACACCUUUUUUCCAAUAGAAAGGGUAGAAAAACACAUCAA